AUGUUAUUAAAACAAACAAAUUCAAAUACCGAUCUUGCCUCAAAAUAUCCACCCGAAGUUGAAUGCUGCAAUGUGUCUGCCAUCGGUGAAACACUUCAGGAAAAUGUUGAAAGAACGACCUUAGUUUCAUCGGAAAACCAGCACGAAGAAAGUGAUUCCGAUGCAAGUAGUGUCGGUGAUCACUUGGUGAAUCCAGAAAUGAUAAACUUGAACGAAUCAUUUUUUUCAUCGGUGUUCCAAAUCCAACCCAAUAGUACAACGAAUGCUGUUAAUGUUGAUUUGAUACAGGAAGAUUCUGAAAACGAUGGUUGCAUUCUCGAUAGAAAUGUAGAAUAUUCGACCACCCAAGAGGAUGAUGACCGAAUGUAUCAAAUAUAUACACAAUUGUCUGAUUUCAACAAAAUACUCUCUGGAGCAAACAUAGGCAGCACGUCGAAGGCUCAAGCAACUAAAAAACACAAUGCAUCGCAAGAGUCUCAAACGAGAAUAUGCGAUGUUUCUGCAUUGCUUUCCCAAACAGAAGGAAUAUUUCAGAUGGAUGCGGUCAAAGAUGAUAACCGCGAUUGGGAAAAUGUACAAGAUGAACAAACUGAGGCGAAGAAUGACUUAGAAAUAAUUGUUUCAAACAAAAGCCUACAACCGGGUAGGGUAGUUGAUGUAGCUCAGAGCUUAAGAAGAUUGGAGCAAGAAAAAAGAAAUAAAAUAUGCUUAUCGACGCAUCAAACACACCUGUUGCUGCUUCUGUCGCAUGGAAUCGAGAUUAACCGAAUUCUCAAUUAUUGUUUGGUGGAAUAUGCUUCUCAUGUGUACGAUUUGGUAGCGAACAGCGAUUUAUCAUUACCCGCGGCAAUCGAUGAUAGUUUUAUCAAAUCAAUAGUUGUGUAUUAUAAGGAUGUGAUACAGCUUACCCCAAGUAAAAGUUCAGCAAAAAAUAUAAAAAUUGCAUCAAUUGGAGCACAGCUCGUUUCUCGCAUGGCAUCUAGUAGGAAAAUGCUGAAUUUAAUGCUUCUUAUUCUGCUGCGUUUUCUAAGCGUUCGUUCAAGACUAGUCAUUAAUUUAGAUGUAAUGCCUAAACGCCCGCCAACCGCUAAACCAACGCGAAAAGCCAAAGACCAACACUGUGGUGAAGCAUUUCCUUCCAAGGCACGCUAUGGCCAUGUGCCUUUGACAACUACUGAAAUACUGAAACAUAAGCCGGAAAUGCAAAGAUGGCUCCAACUAUCGCAGCUAGAUGGCGCGGAUGAUCAAGUUAUGUGUGAGGAUUCGAUUCCAGUUAAAAAAUGUCGCAUUGAUGUUUCUCGUACUAAACCGAAACUAUGGAAGUUGAAGUCACGAUCCGAUUUAAAAGCAAACGUUUCAGACAAUUCUAAACUUUUGAAGCGUAAACCUUCAACGAAUCUCUGCGAUAGUAAAAAUUUGAAAACUAAGAUGAGUAACGAUAAAAACGAAACAAAUAUAAUGCAACGUGUGCCUGAACUUGACCUUUGGAUUGAAUGUUUUCUGGAAAACGAACAGCGUUGGGCUGUAGUAGAAGCUGGAAUAGGACAGAUCGAUUGUUUGGAGCAGGUUAUUGAUUGUAUUCAGGAUCCGCCAGUGUACGUAUUUGCCUGGGAGGCGGACGGAACCAUUGUCGAUGUGGCGGAACGCUAUUGGUGGAAAAAUGAAUCGAAAUCGUUAAAGGAAAGAGUUGAUAGAAAAUGGCUUCUGAAGGCGCUUAGACGAUACCGUCCUCCGAUGGUGGACGUGGCUUACAUGCGAGAACAGCAUGAAUUUCGGCAGCUUAAAUUUCGUGCUCCGAUGCCAACAACCGUAGCUAGAUUCAAAAAUCAUCCAUCGUACUGCUUGAAGAUCCAUUUACAGAAAUUCCAAGCAAUCUAUCCCCCGGACGCACCUCCUCUUGGGUUCAUUGCAGGCGAACCCAUUUACGCUCGAGAGUGCGUACACAUGCUGCAUUCUCGUGAGGUUUGGUUACGACACGCGAAAACCAUCCGAAUGCACGAAGGACCGUAUAAAAUAGUCAAGUCUAAGCUGCGGCGUGAGCAAAUAGAUCUGGAACUGUUUGGGUACUGGCAGACAGAAGACUACAUCCCACCUGAGCCUGUAGGAGGCAUCGUGCCGCGAAAUGCAUUUGGCAAUAUUGAAAUUUUCCAGGAGUGCAUGAUACCGAAGGGUACAGUUCACCUCAAGCAAUACGGAUUAUCACACAUAUGUCGGAAGCUGAAAAUCGACUACGCUGUAGCUGUAGUUGGUUUUGGAGUACACGCCGGUGGAAAUCAUCCUAUAUUUGAUGGUAUUGUAAUAUGUGAAGAACACCGCGAACGCUUACUGGAUGCUUGGGAACGCUACCAGGAAGAGGCAAUCCAGAAAAAGAAAGAUAAGAAAUUAAACGAAGUGCUAAACAAUUGGGUUAAACUAGUCAAGGGUUUGCUAGUGCGCAGGAGAUUAAAAAACAAGUACAACUUCGACGGAAUGUAAGAUGUGUGUGAUU
Messenger RNA from Anopheles nili, 2488 nucleotides. RefSeq lists its product as uncharacterized. Gene Ontology annotation, cellular component: cytoplasm; nucleotide-excision repair factor 2 complex; XPC complex. The transcript has 4 exons. Gene Ontology annotation, biological process: nucleotide-excision repair; mismatch repair. Bases 1 to 2475 code for a protein of 824 amino acids. The record is from RefSeq and is a predicted model, not a curated record. Lineage: Eukaryota; Metazoa; Arthropoda; Insecta; Diptera; Culicidae. Gene Ontology annotation, molecular function: single-stranded DNA binding; damaged DNA binding.